CGGAAGUGUGUCACCGGAAGCCACGGGAUGACGUAGAGGGCAAGAUGGCGGCGCGCAUGAAGUGAGAGGGCACAGCGGGCGCAAAAUGACAGGUGUGACAGGAAUAUGUUUGGCGCAGAUUCACAGGACCGUUGUGCUGUCACCACCAGCAGCAGCAUGCCGCCUGCUCCGAACCUACUGCAGAAGAAGUGACCGAUGGCUGAUGUUUCAUCCGGCCAAACGUAAGUAUGUGACGCAACCGGGGGCUUCAUACCAGAGAGCAAAGCCGAAGCAGGAGCUGAGGGAGCCCGUGCUGCAAGAAGAGAGCGUGCUGCGAGAAGUGAAGCCGAUAUCGGCCGUACUGCCGAUCGCAGACCCGUCCAGUGGUCCUCCGACUCAUGAAGCACCAGGACCCUCCAACCAAAGCAACGAGCAGACCAAAGCCGCCCCCGAGGAGAAGGGCUGGAAGGAAAUAAAAGUGGAUGUGUCCACAUUGCCCGGAAUAUUAGCCCGGCUGUCCAAAAUCCGUCUCUCAGCUUUGGUGGUGAUCACGGCCUCCGCCGGCUAUGCCAUGGCUCCUGUGCCCUUUGACCUGAGCUGCUUCCUCCUGGCCUCUGUUGGCACUGGCCUGGCCUCUUGUGCUGCCAAUUCCAUCAACCAGUUUUUCGAGGUGCCGUUUGAUUCGAACAUGAACAGGACAAAGAGCCGCCCCCUGGUGCGAGGACAGAUCAGCCCUCUCAUCGCUGUCUCCUUCGCUGCUGCCUGCGCUAUUCCUGGGAUCGCCUUGUUAACCCUUGCGGUGAACCCGCUGACCGGAGCGCUUGGUGCAUUCAACAUCUUCCUUUACACCUGCUGUUAUACCCCAAUGAAGAGGCUCAGCAUUGCCAAUACCUGGGUGGGUUCUGUGGUGGGCGCUAUCCCACCCAUCAUGGGCUGGACAGCAGCGACUGGCAGCCUGGACGCUGGAGCCCUCUUGAUGGGUGCCAUCCUCUACUCCUGGCAGUUCCCUCACUUCAAUGCCUUGAGCUGGAACCUCCGUGAAGACUACUCCAGAGGAGGGUAUCGGAUGAUGUCUGUCACGCAUCCGGACAUGUGCCGCCGCGUGGCCCUGCGCCACUGCCUGGGGCUCAUAGGACUAUCCACUUUAGCCCCUGCCUUGGACGUCACCACAUGGAACUUCCCCAUCAUCUCCCUUCCGGUCAACUUGUACAUCUCCUACCUAGGCUACAGGUUCUACCGGGACGCAGACCGUAACAGUGCCAGGAAGCUGUUCUUCUGCAGCCUCUGGCAUCUGCCCACUCUUCUGCUACUUAUGUUGACCUGCAAAAAGUCUGUAGUGGGGAAGAAAGAGCCAUCAGAGGUCAUCCAAAACCCAAGCUGAGAAUUGAGGUUCCCAGAAGGAGCUGUGAUCAGGCAUUACUGUAAAACGAUUACCAAGAGACAAAUCUUCUCCGGUGUCCACAACAAAUCAAACUGUGUUGAUGGGGAUGCCAAUUUUACUUCCUAAAUCAGAGAUUACUGAGAAGGGCCACCAUUAUAAGACACUCAGUGAAAUUUAGUGAACCCUUCAGCCGUCCACUGGGAACAACACUUUCCAUCUUCUCCUGAGAUCCUCACGCAUCGUCUACGAGAAACUCUUCAGAAUUUGAAUCAUUGCAAGAAAUUUUGAGAGCGAGAAAACCAGACACAAUCCCACAAGGUGCCAUCAACAUGACUCCCUCACAGUGUUCUUCUCAUUGCUGGAUGUCCACUUCAUUAGACUGUAUUUAUUGCUCUGUACACGUCAUGACCAGGAGAAGAUGACCUCUUCAUGUUGCUCUCUAGAUCCCACAAGGUGACAUCCACCUGACUUCCUCACAGUGUUCUUCUCAUUGCUGGAUGUCCACUUCAUUAGACCUUAUUCAUCGCUCUGUACACCUCACGACCAGGAGAAGAUGACCUCUUCAUGUUGCUUUAUAGAUCUAAUUUAUUUUUCACUCUGUGGUGAUGACAUAGGACGCCGGUCACACUACCGUGUGACAUAUUGCAAGCAGACAAGAGCCGCACUCCAUUCAGAAUAUCUUGCUGCAUCAUCCACGGUUUAGUUUUUAUACUUUAGGGUGGAUUUGUUACUUUACGCCACGGACAAAUCCGUCACCAGAUCUGCAGUGCCACGGAUUUCACCAACGGAUUUUUUUGUGGCGUAAAAUUGUAAAUCCACAUUUAAGGUUUUAUAAACCCGAGUUCUGACUGUCCCAUAAAUGACAAGUUGCUGCCAUAUACCUCAUAUAGGUAAACAUUCAAGCUAGUAGUUAGUGGAACUCCCCUUUUACUGAUGACAUCAUCAUUUAGAUAUAUUUAGGGCUCAUUCAGACGGCCGUAUGUUGCUUUCCGCAUCUCAUCCGCAAUUUUGUGGAUUUGAUGCGGGCCUGUUCACUUCUAUGGGGCCCCAAAUGAAGUGGACAGCACACUUCCAUUCCACGGUCCCCCAAAUCAAAUAAAACAUGUCCUAUACUUGUCAGUGAAAAUUGGGACGUGGUGCCACUGAAGUCUAUGGGUCCACAAAAAUGCGGAACGCAAUCAUUUUUUUUUUUUUAUGGACAUGCUGAACUGACUCCAAAAAAACGAAACCGCAUUUUUGCGGACUGCAAAAAAUAUAUACGGCUGUCUGAGCCCCCAGGGAAAUAAAAGGGGGUUGUCCAGUGAUGGAUGCUCAGCCUCACUGAUCGCAUUCCGGUGCUUACCACCAGGUCCCUGCUGGUCUCUGUUUUCUGCCCUGGUCUUGACACCCAGGAAGUACUUGGAGAUGCCUGCAGUGAACAGCUGAGCAGGGGUCUGCGGGCUAUCCUGUGUGGUGAGACUGGUCCAGGAAGCAAAGAGCAACGGGGAUCUGGUAAACGGGUGUGAAUAUCCCUUCUUAUAUUCUAAAGACAAUCCCCCUGGACAACCCCUUUAAAUGAUGCAAGGAUGGGUGAUGCCGCAGGAUGUUCUACCAUCUAGUAUCUGGUGCGAACAUCCAGUCAGCCGCCAUUAUUUUCCGUUCUGAACCUGCCUUACGUAUACAGUGACUCGGCCUAUGGGGCUCUGUACUUGAACACAAUCUCAGAUACUGUAAUGUAAGAUAUCGCUCUGUUCUGGACAUUUUUGCUUUUGAUUAUUAAAAAAAUAUAUAAAACUCU
Molecule: messenger RNA, 3137 nt
Organism: Bufo gargarizans (Asiatic toad)
Lineage: Eukaryota; Metazoa; Chordata; Amphibia; Anura; Bufonidae
Product: protoheme IX farnesyltransferase, mitochondrial
Exons: 7
Coding region: 86-1360 (424 amino acids)
Biological process (GO): heme biosynthetic process
Cellular component (GO): mitochondrion; membrane
Molecular function (GO): protoheme IX farnesyltransferase activity
Source: RefSeq, a predicted model, not a curated record